ACAAGAAAAAGAAGAAUUAGUUUAUUCCAGUUAUUACGUUAUAAAUUUUUUGAUGAAAAAACCCUAAAGCGAGAGCGGCGAUUUCACAGGCGACGCAAACUCGUUUCUAGGUACAGUUCUCUUCUUCUCCAAAGGUUCGAAAAUCAUGGAAGGGAAAGGAACUAGCCGAGAUCUUCUUGAAUUAGAACACAAGAAUCCUCCUUCCUCUGCUAUCGAUUCAGCACUUUUGAUCCGCAAGGAGACCAAGAGGGUGGCUACUCCAUCGAAGCCAACGAUAAUUCCACUUCCCAAAAGCGAGUUUCUUGACAAAGUCAAAGGCUUUCUGGGGAUCAUGGCGGAAGCUAACAAAAAGCUGGAGCAAGAAACAGAGGAAGGAAACUCUGAGGCUUUUGAUAUCGAAGCACUUACUGGAAUUGAAUCUCAAGUUAUUGAGAUGGAUUUGAUGCUUGGUGUUGCUGAUCUCAACACACCUGAAGCAGUCAAUACGGCUGAAGCAGCUAUUGCCGGUAAUGGUGUGGUUUAUGGAAGUGGAGGAGAUUCAAGCAGCGAUGAGAGUGAUGGUGACGACGAAGGUGAUGAUAAGAUGAGCUCUUUGAGUGAAGAAAGCAGCAGAAAACGAACCAAGAUAAUGGAGCUCUCUUAAGAUCAUGUUUUCGCUUCUCACGUUCUUUAU
Molecule: messenger RNA, 673 nt
Organism: Brassica oleracea var. oleracea
Lineage: Eukaryota; Viridiplantae; Streptophyta; Magnoliopsida; Brassicales; Brassicaceae
Exons: 1
Coding region: 146-643 (165 amino acids)
Biological process (GO): box C/D snoRNP assembly
Molecular function (GO): box C/D methylation guide snoRNP complex binding
Source: RefSeq, a predicted model, not a curated record